Cuscuta campestris is the source of this 1356-nucleotide messenger RNA. The record is from the annotation of a GenBank genome assembly. Lineage: Eukaryota; Viridiplantae; Streptophyta; Magnoliopsida; Solanales; Convolvulaceae.
AUACCACACCCAUCCACCAAUGCUCACUUUCGAAGGGUUUGUCUAGACAGGGAAGAGAGUAGAUAACUGAGAGGGGAGAAUGUCGCAGGGACCGGACGGAGAGAAGAAGCCUACCCCCACCGCCGAUCAAGCGGCUCACAUCAACCUUAAAGUCAAAGGACAGGAUGGCAAUGAGGUCUUCUUCAGGAUAAAAAGAAGCACUCAACUGAAGAAGCUAAUGAAUGCAUACUGUGACCGACAGUCUGUUGACAUGAAUGCAAUAGCUUUCCUGUUUGACGGGCGCCGACUUAGGCAGGAGCAGACUCCAGAUGAGGUCCCCCCACCUCUCUCUCUCUCUCUCUCUCUCUUCAUAUGUACUUUAUUUGCAUGUAUUCAACCACACAGUGAGAGAAUGAUUGUGUUAUCAGAUUAAUUUGCAUAAUUUCUUGCCUUUCUGCAUGCGCUAGUGUUAGCCAUCAAUGGAAAAUAGCAAGGAGAAUGAUUGUAAAAUUUGGCAGAAAAUAGAAACGUAGUACUCGUCAAGAGGAAUGACGCAGAAAUCCAAGAAAAGUAACAUUGUGUGGUUGAUGUUAAUGUUAUAACGUAAGAUAAAGUAAGAACUAAUAUGAAGUACACAAAUAUGAUCAAAUACGGUAUCUGACAAAUAGUGGGGACGAUUUAAAAGGACAAAAAUAGUGGGAGGGAAGGAUUACAAACUUUACAUUACAAUUUUAGAUGUUUGUACAAAUAUUUUUUUAUUCUUUAUUUUUUUAUUCACUUAGAGACAGACACAGGUAUAUGCAGACUUUUGAUCAAAUUUGAUUUUUCUUUGUAUUUUUAAAACCGAACAUCGAAAGCUGCUCAGUAAUCUGUAUUUUUCCAAUCCACUUCUGUGGCCCCCGUCCCAAACACAUCAAUACUGAUUUGUCAUUCUUCUUUUUGAUGUUUCAGCUGGAGAUGGAAGAUGGUGAUGAGAUUGAUGCAAUGCUUCAUCAAACUGGGGGAACCUCCAAGCAACAUUUUACUUCUUGAUGAAGAUUACUUUGUGCCACCAUUUGAAGUUUAGCUUAUUGCAAUUACGCUUGGUAAAUUGCCUAGGAUCAUGGGGUUGCUGUUUUAGUUUCAUGAAACAGAAUAUGGUUUGAAGUCUCAAGUUGUAUGAGCUUCUUUUUUCAACUUAAAAUGCCAAUGUUUCUCUGAAUUAAUGUAGCAAGACCCAAGCCUUUGUUCUGUCAUCUUCCUGCUUAAUACUCCACUUUAAAUUUGAACUCAUAUACUUUGAGUGAUGUAUAGUUGUUCUAUGUUAAGUGUCUUGCUUUGCCAGGUAAUAUGACAAGCUGACUCAUACUUUCACCAAAGUAAAAUUUUCUCUUUCAU